This is a messenger RNA of Harpegnathos saltator (Jerdon's jumping ant), 1558 nucleotides long. Its product is annotated as FMRFamide. Gene Ontology annotation, biological process: neuropeptide signaling pathway. NCBI's taxonomy places the organism in Eukaryota, Metazoa, Arthropoda, Insecta, Hymenoptera, Formicidae. The transcript has 3 exons. The coding region runs from base 379 to 948 and encodes 189 amino acids. The record is from RefSeq and is a predicted model, not a curated record.
GAGAACACGGCUGAACGCGAGCAAAUCCGAGGUGCGAGGUGAGCGCCAUUGUUUAAUUCGCCAUUGUUAUUUUGUAGAUACGUAAGCACACUGUUGAUUGCGUGUAUAUUCUGAAAUACUGGGACUCAUUCAUCUCAGUUGAUUUGCUUUGAAUGACGGUACAAGUGGAUAAAUGACGACAAUCUGCAGUCGCUGAUAAAUAAGGAAGCGCGAACGUCCGUCGACAAGGAAUACUCGAUUGCGCUCUGCGAUCUGUAUCUCCUCCGCGCGUGAUUCGAGUGAAUUCAGAUUUCGAGAUCGCGGCGGCGUGUGCGCGACAGACAGAAACGCAAAAAGGGGGAGGAUAAUAAACGUAUCACACUCUGGACCCUGCACGCGAUGGCGUUCUUCUGCAACUGGGCGCUCGCGUCUUCGACGAUCCUGACGCCGCUCAAGGACGACGGUAGUCUUCGGAUCUUCAAAGACCCGCAAAACGAGUUCGAGUAUGUGCUGAAGAGGCACGGCAUCGAGGAGAGCAACAUCAAUGGCAAGGAAGCCGAGUCCAAGGAGAGACGCAGCGGCUCCUCCGGCUUCAUCAGGUUCGGGCGCAGUCAAACAGCGUACGAGAACCUCGUGUCGGAUGGCGAGGCUGAGCCCAAGGUCAGUAGGCACCCGCGAUGGAAGCCGUCGGACGUCGUCAUCAGGUUCGGCCGAUCCAACUUCAAGCGUGGCAGAAAUGAUGCGAAUUUCAUCAGGUUUGGUCGUAACACACACAUACAAGUCGUGCCGGCCGAUCUCGACAUGUCCGCGGUGUGCUCGGUGCUCGUAUCGAAUAGCGUGAUGAGCGAGGCAGAGCUCCACCCGGACGUGCUGAGGCUACUUCGGCUUUGUAACAGUCUGAACAAGAUCACCGGCGAGAUCAAUCUGGACGCCUUCGAGGACCAGAUCGACUCGAAUCAUCACGAAUGAACAUCCCUGUGCCGCCGCCGCCGCCGCCGCCGCCGUCGCUGUCACUCGCGCUCGUCCGAAAUUCAAGGUCGCAGACUCACCGAGGAUUCGAUACCAACGGGAAUCAUCGUCGACGGCGCUGCGGCUUCGAUAGCGAGCCGACCGGACCGCGGUCAAGCUGCAUGUGACUUCGAAAUGACGGCCGGGAUCGCGUUGUUGUCAGCGCGCUUGUACUCAGGCGAGCCUGUCGACUGGUUAAACGAAGCUAAACAUCGAUUUUGUCAAGUCGCGACGAAUCCCCGCGAGUAUCUGUCUUGACGAAGUUACACAUGAAAACGAGCAAACAUGACAUUUAUUCGCGGGAACUUGCUUUCUGCCCCUUGUCUCCUCGCCGCUCCGGCGCGAACGGUCUCGUCGAUCUAAUAAAAAUCUGUCACGACGAAGUCACACGAACAAACAAACGACGUUUACUCACAGGAACUCGCUUUCUCCGCUCCUUGCUCCUUCGCCGCGAGAUUUGCCCGUUUCCGGGGUCUUCCGAUGUAUCUUCGAGCUUUCCGAACCGGCACACAGUGGGACCAGAUGACAUUCUUUGGUUGAAAAUUCUCUAGAGACCUGAAUUUCCAACCGA